This is a messenger RNA of Jatropha curcas, 3032 nucleotides long. It is a transcript of the gene ARF11, whose product is annotated as auxin response factor 11. The record is from RefSeq and is a predicted model, not a curated record. Lineage: Eukaryota; Viridiplantae; Streptophyta; Magnoliopsida; Malpighiales; Euphorbiaceae. Gene Ontology annotation, biological process: regulation of DNA-templated transcription; response to hormone. Gene Ontology annotation, molecular function: DNA binding. Gene Ontology annotation, cellular component: nucleus.
ACAGGGACCAGACCCAGGAAAAGGACUUGAGAGUAGAAAGAGAAAGCAUAGAGUGGUGGAAACUUAUGAGUGACUGGAGAGAGAGAGAGAGAGAGAGAGAGAGAGAGAGAGCUCACUGCAAUGUUAUGUUAUGAGUCUGAGAAAGCUGUUUUAGGGAUUUGGUAAUUUUCUUUGGCAACGUCGAUUCAAAGUCUUCAGAGAGAAAUCGCAACAGCAACAACAAACUACUCUGCUCUCUCAAAAGUGUUGCCAAGAAAAACAGCGGUUUUUGUGUGACUCAAGAGCACAAAAGCACAAAGCGGUGUUGUAACCGAAACAGACCCAAACAAGAUGAUAAAAACCCACCUACUCUAUACUAAUUAUCAAUUCAAUGCUUACAUAACCGUCGCCUCUGCUGACCUUCUUUUGCUAUCUUUUUCUUGCUCUGGCCAUUAAUGGGGUAGUUUUUACUGCUUCAAGAAAUAUUAUUGUUGUUGUCUUUUUUGUUCUGUUUCUCUGUUACGACGUUGUUUUGUGGUCGUUUUGAUGGCUCAUGUUGAGAGUAAUCCUAGAGGUGGUUCCAUUUCUCAUGGGGAAAGAGGAGGAGAUGAUCUGUAUACGGAGCUAUGGAAGGCAUGUGCAGGUCCAUUGGUGGAGGUCCCACGGCCAGGGGAGAGGGUUUUCUACUUCCCUCAAGGCCACAUGGAACAAGGUGGGGUUUCGAAGUCUCAAUUUUACGUGGUUUGAUUAUCUCCAGCUGGAAGCAUCAACAAAUCAGGAGCUAACUCAACAAAUCCCGCGGUUUAAUCUUCCUUCUAAGAUCCUCUGCCGAGUUGUUCACAUUCAACUACUGGCAGAGCAAGAGACAGAUGAAGUCUAUGCUCAGAUCACCUUGCACCCAGAACCAGACCAAACAGAGCCUACAAGCCCAGACUCGUGCCUACCCGAACCACAAAGGCAAACAGUUCAUUCUUUUUGCAAAAUUCUAACAGCUUCUGAUACUAGCACCCAUGGAGGGUUCUCCGUUCUCCGAAAGCACGCCACUGAAUGUUUGCCUCCAUUGGACAUGAACCAAUCAACUCCAACACAGGAAUUGGCUGCUAAAGAUCUUCAUGGGUAUGAGUGGCGAUUUAAACACAUAUUUAGAGGCCAACCAAGGAGACACUUACUCACAACAGGGUGGAGUACAUUUGUCACAUCUAAGAGACUGGUCGCCGGAGAUGCUUUUGUUUUUCUGAGGGGUGAUAAUGGGGAAUUGCGGGUUGGGGUUAGGCGUCUUGCUCGUCAGCAAAGCCCCAUGCCUUCAUCUGUGAUAUCCAGCCAGAGCAUGCAUUUAGGAGUGCUUGCUACUGCAUCUCAUGCUGUUACUACUCAGACACUCUUUGUUGUGUACUACAAACCGAGGACAAGCCAGUUUAUUAUUGGGUUGAACAAAUAUUUGGCUGCCGUAAACCAUGGGUUUUCUGUUGGCAUGCGCUUCAAGAUGAGAUUUGAGGGAGAAGAAUCUCCUGAGAGGAGGUUUACAGGAACUAUAGUCGGAGUUGGAGAUAUUUCUCCACAGUGGUCAGGCUCUAAAUGGCGGUCAUUGAGGAUACAAUGGGAUGAGCCAGCAACAAUUCAAAGGCCAGAGAGAGUUUCUUCAUGGGAGAUAGAGCCUUUUGCAGCUUCUGCUUCUAUAAAUAUUCCUCAAACAGUGGUAAAGAGUAAAAGGCCCAGACCUGUGGAUACUCCAACAUCGGAAAUCACUACCAAUUCAGCUGCUUCGCCUUUCUGGUACCAUGGAUCAACCCAGUCCCAUGAGUUUAACCAACUAGGCAGUGUGGCUGAAACACAAAGCUGUGAAAGCCAAGUUUUUUGGUCUAUGAGACAGAAGGAAAUUGAUAGCAAUCUUCUCAAUAGUAACAGCUGUGGUAACUCGAGGGUCCAACCAGAGAGUAUCUGGCCUUCUUCUCCUCACAUGAAUGUCUCUCUCAGCCUUUUCCCUGAUUCAACUGAAGACAACAGAACUAUAACAACACAGCCCGUUAUUUCUGGAUAUGCCUCUCCUAUUCCAUCAAGGCAAAUCAAUAACCUGAUCCAUGACCAGGUGGAGAAGGGGAAAAAAUAUGAAAAUUCUGUAGGCUGCCGUUUAUUUGGAAUUGAUAUAACAAGCAAUUCCAAUGCUGCUGCUACUCCAGAGAAGGAGGCUUUGUGUCCAACUGUUGACUCCCAUGGCACUGAAGGACCUGCUCCAGCUUCAAGUGAUUCUGACAAGGCUCAAAAUAUGGAUGUUUCAAAUCCCUUAAAAGAUCAGAAGCAAGGUGCAUCAGAAGUAGUGCCAAGAGAGACACACAGCAAGCUAGGUUCCACUUCUUCCACAAGAACUCGUACAAAGGUGCAAAUGCAAGGAGUUGCUGUUGGUCGUGCUGUUGAUCUGACAGUGCUGAAAGGGUACGGAGAUCUUAUAAAAGAGCUGGAGGAAAUGUUUGAAAUCAAAGGAGAGCUUUCCACUCGCGACAAAUGGGCCGUUGUGUUUACUGAUGAUGAGGGUGAUAUGAUGCUUGUGGGUGAUGAUCCGUGGCCGGAGUUCUGUAAGAUGGUUAGGAAGAUCUUAAUAUAUUCAAGUGAGGAAGUGAAGAAAAUGAGUACUAGCAGCAAGUUUCUUGCAUCAUCUCUAGAGGAUGAAGUGACAGUGGCAAGCUUGGAGUCAGAGCACAAGUCGGAUAAAUGAAAGUUUGGAAACCCUUUUUGUUUUAAUUUUAUUUUGUUUGGAUGGUGGAAGGAAGGAGCCUUUAUUGGUGGUUCAGUUUGCUCAGUUUUUUUUGAGCUUGCAGUGGAUGGAAGUAGAGUGAAGGAUAAGCGUAAUCUUGGUCUUGGUUCUUUGACAAAGGAUGUAGCAGGAAAAGACUGUCAAAAACGGUGGGGAAACUUAGAGAAGCCAGGGUUAGAAAUGGAAAUUUGUGUAUACCUUGUUUAUGGGUUGGUAUGGACUUAAAUUGAAUCACCCUGUAAAAAUUAUAUAUGUAAUGCUUUUUGGUUUUUUUGGUGGCAGUUAGUUCUUGGUUUCUUGCGAA